AGCUCAUCCACCCGAGGCUCCUCCGGCAUUCACCCGGCUUCACACAAGAAAAGAGCGCGAUGAAAAGGUAGCAAGAACAGAAAUAUAUUACAAGCAGAAAAGUUCUGCUUCGGCAUGUCUACCUGGAGAGUCAGAGUCCUGAUGGCGCUGUGCUUCCUGCAGCAGACUAGAGGUCAUGUUCAACUUCCCUCUCCUCAAAACGUUACACUACUCUCAAAGGAUUUUGACAUGAUUUUGACAUGGACUCCAGGAGAAGGCUCUCCACCAGAUGUGACAUACACUGUGAGGUAUAAAAGCCAGGAACGCAUGGACAAAUGGAUGAAAGUUCCUCAUUGCAAAAAUAUUCACGGAACCUCUUGCAAUCUGACUUGUGUGCUUCCAAACUUCUUUGUUAAAGUUCAGGCUCGAGUAAAAGCUGUUUCUGGAAGAUUCCAGUCGCCAUGGGUAGAAUCACAAUUCAAGGAAUACCAUUUGGAUGUGGAACUGGCUCCCCCAGUGCUAAAUGUGAAUGUCAAGAAGAACUUAAUCCAUGUGAAUGCCUCCUUCCCUAUGGCCACCUGUGUGGAGAGAUUAUCUUGGAUGUACGACUUGAACCUUUGGGAAGCUGGAUCUGAAGACAAGAAGCGAUACGAACGUAACUUUAGGAAGCAUACAGUGACUAUUGACACCACUGCACUUAAGGGCAACUACUGUUUAAGUGCCAGAUCUUCCUUCCAAAGCAUUGACUUCAAGUACAGCGAAUUCUCUCAACCACUGUGUGUGCUAUUGAACCACAAAGCAAUGGAAUGGAAGUUUCUGCUUUAUGCCACGAUCCCUGUGUUCGUCUUCUUUAUGACAACUGCCUUCAUCAUCUAUUUGCUGAAACAAGAUACGAAGCGAAAGAAGAUGCCUCAUGCUUUGGAUUUAUCUCAUGUAAAAGCUGCUGGAACAGCCGUUCACUGUGAGCCCAGUGAAAAAGAAUUCUUCAGGGACUAUCUUCUCUGCACAGAGAAGCCAGUGUCACAAAGGAAGACAAACCAAACUCUAGCAAGAAACAACCUACCAUGGAUGGCUUCUUUCCUCUCAUCAUCAUCAUCAUCAUUAUCAUCAUCAUCAUCAGAAGAGGAGGAGGAGGAAGAAGACAGUAGUACUUUCAUCCCAUAUACUGAAAAGCUUCGUUUUCCAAAGAGAGAUCUCAACUGUCAACCAUCCAGAACAGCUCAGGUGGAAACCAGCUUGGACUCUGGAACUGGAGGUCUCUCUGAGGGUAGUGAAUCUAUGCUUGAUCUAAGUACCUUGGGUUUCUCCUUCUUUCCAAUGAGAAAGAACGAGGUGGACACCUCAGGAUCCCAAGGAAAUGAGAAGGCAUCCCUUUCUCACAGUUCUUCUUUGGGAAGAAUAUCCCUCACUGAUGUGAGAUUCCCAGGUCCCAGGGAAGAUGAUACAGGCAGGGAUGAAUGCCUGGAAAUGACCCCUCUUCAAACACCGAUGGAGGGGAUUUAUGACAAACUUCCAGCCGAUGAGCACUACCUGCAUAGGAAGGCUCAUCAUUUCACCAAGUGUCACCAGAAACGGAUAGCUGAUCUGCGUGUCCAGGUCGGUGACACAUCACAGCUCAGUGAGGAUCCCAGCACCAGGCUGCUCAUUUCCUUUCAGACAUUACAGGUGGCAGAAGACGAAGGUAUUGCAAGUGACUGUGACAGCGAGAAUUCUACCGAAGGGACACCUCCUGCAUCCACGGUGCUAAGUGAUGCGUUUGAGACUUCAAAUAUGGAGGAAAAAUAUGAUCAAAAGUUUCAAUUCAAAGGCUACCAGCACACACAUUACAUGGGAAGGACCUAGAGCACCCCACCAGUUCUGUGGUGUGUCUGGAAAAUACUAGAGAGCUCCAAAUAUCCGGGCAAGGAUGCCUAAACAGGAACAAGGACAAAUAGCCAACAGUGGUGCUUUUUGUAUUUAUUCACCUGGACAGAAUUUUUUCUACUGAUGUCUGGCCUAUGAAGAUACAGGGCUUCAGGGACAUAAAAGGUGUAUUUUUACUGCUAAGUAACUAACGUGUGUUCACCAUCCCUCUGUAUAAGUACAGCUGCAAUAAGGUGUUACAGCUCUGGCAGGAGCCAGCCAGGGGUGAGGCAGGUGGUGAUACCUCCUGGAGGUACCACUGAAAACCACCUCUGAGGCUGCAAAAACACAACCCCGACCUGGGUGAAACCAUCAGCUGGGUUCUGAAAACACAGAGUGUUGGGCCUGCAUGGUGAUUUUGAGCCAGGAUGAACUGCUAACAUUACGUUUGCUUCUCUGUAACUGCAAAAUUGCACCCCUGCUUGGCUGGAAGUACCUUACAGAGAUUUAAGGAUGUGGGAUGAAAAGAACUCUACCUCAACCGACAGAGAUCACCUUCUGUAUUUCAAUGCAGUGAACUGAAGUCAAAAUGAUAAAUGUGAAGCGUGUUUAAUUAUUAUUUUUAUAUAUACA
This is a messenger RNA of Calidris pugnax (ruff), 2454 nucleotides long. It is a transcript of the gene IFNLR1, whose product is annotated as interferon, lambda receptor 1. Lineage: Eukaryota; Metazoa; Chordata; Aves; Charadriiformes; Scolopacidae. Bases 115 to 1821 code for a protein of 568 amino acids. The record is from RefSeq and is a predicted model, not a curated record. The transcript has 7 exons. Gene Ontology annotation, molecular function: protein binding.